AGCAAAGAUAUUCACGACUUUGCUUUUAUUUGUCUGUGUAUGAACCAAUUUUUUCCAAUACUUUUGGGCUCAGCCGUUCACACUUCACACCAUUCUUUUCUACUGUUAGUUAUUAUUUAGACAAUUAUCAAUAAUAGCACAUUUUAAAGUUUAUGUCUCAAAAAUAGCAUUAGAAGAAGAAAAUAACAAAAAUGACAUUAAUUAAAGGGUAAAAUCUAACUAUACUAAAAGGCAAAUACUAAGCCUUCUGAGAUGGUCCACGUAGGACUAGAAAUUCAUCCAGUAAGAAAUUAGCGUUCAGCCAUGUCAGCAACGACUUGGUUCAAGUUGGGCUUCGGGUGUAUUUUGCAACCCACUAAGUUCGGGCUUUUGUUUAUUUUGGCCCACCUGUGUUGUGUUGUUACGGAGACGCAGAGACGGCGUAACCCAAAUCCUUCUUCCCCUACCUUUCGACUUCCACCUCUUCCUUUCCCCUGCUCUGCAAAUCCGUUUAGACAAUUACUUCAUCACUAAUUGAUCUAAUCAAGACUUUGUUUCAACUCUUUCAAUGGCUUCUUUUCACCUUCCUUUCAAUUUUUCUAUUUAUAUAUCUAUUUUCUUAACUUAUGUCUCCAUUGAAAUUAUUCUCUCAGAAAAAAAAAACUCAAGACACUCAACCGAUGGAACCCACUGGUAACUCCUCCGACUCCAGUGACCGCAAGACCGGCAAGAAGAUCGUCGCCUCCUCUGCUACUGUGAAACCAAAUGGGAAGUCCAUCGCUUCCUCCGCGAUUGCGACGACUGAUGUUUCAUCUCCUGUUCCGGUGAAACCAAACGUUGCUACCGAUCUCUCCUCCGUGCAUGCAGACCAAGUCAUGUUAUUCCGAGAUGUCUCAUUCGGCCCACGCGAAGCGGAAUUGAGGUUUCGUCUGAUUCACUUCUGGGAGGCUCGAAAUCCACUCACGAAAACACUCAUCGGACAAGAAAUGCUUCUUAUCGAUGAAGAGGGGACUGCUAUUCAAGGUUUUGUUCCAGCCGGACGGGUCGGGACCUUUGAUCUGACAGAUGGGGUCGUGUAUAAGCUGAAAAACUUCUUCGGGUCCAGAAGCAAAGUUCAAUAUCGAGUUGCUGAUCAUAUCGCCACCGUCUCAUUCACCUGGAAUUCUGAUUUAGCGGUUCUUGAUAACCCUCCGGUCCCAUUUCCAGAGGAUAGGUUCAGGUUCCACGGCUAUGAGGAGUUUAGGGCCAACUGCGACUCUAAGGGUGACCUUUAUGAUUAUGUUGGCCAUAUGAAGCUGGUGAAUGGGCAGACUAUCUCUGACCAUAUUGUUCUUGACGAGGUUGACAUCUCAGAGAAGCGGCAUAUAUGUGUUCAUGUUCAGACACAUGAUGGACCAGUGAUGAAGCUCUACAUAUGGGACAAGGCUGCAUCCGACUUCUGCCAGAAAUUCAAAUCUUAUGGAGGCACCCCAAGCGUUCUGUUAGUCACCACUGUGAACCCCAAACACCUUGGAGGAACACUCGCUCUCACUACAAUGUCAUCAUCUCGAGUGUUCAUGGAUGCUGAUGUCCAGCCUAGCAAAGAUUAUCUUGAAUGGUUGAGCUCUAACUCGGACAUUGCUAAUAGGGUUGCUGCUGAGGUCGUUACCAAGCCUGAGACAGUGACUCUAGGGGAGAUAUUCUCUUACAUCAAGCAGGAAGGUUCUAAGGUUGCUUGGUUUGAAUGCACAGCAACUAUCGAUGAUGUUGUCCAGGGUUCUGCCUGGUAUUACGUUUCUUGCGGAGGAUGUAAUAGUAAGGCAGUAAAAGGGCCUACCUCUCUGAUUUGUAACAGCAAGAAAUGUGGGAAAAGGGAAGUUACAGGCGUUCCUCAGUACCUCACAAAGAUCUCUGUUUAUGAUGAGAGUGAGCAAGCAGUUUUUGUUGUACUUGGUGAUGCUGGCAAAGAGUUGACCGGGAAGCAUGCGUCAGAAUUAGUUGCCAGUUACUUUGAGUCCAAUGCUGGUGUGGAUGCUGACCAUUGUGUGCCGGUGCCGCAAGCUCUACUUGAUGCAAUAGGGCAGAAGCGCAGAUUCAUUGUGAAGGUUUCUGACCAUAACUUGACAGGCAAGACUCAAACCCUGACUGUCACCAAGAUACUCCCGCCAGAAGCUCCACAGCCCAUAGAACACUUGGAAGAAAAGGCUAAUCCUUCAAAAGGCUUCGAAGAUGCUGCGGGUGAUAUGGUUAGGAAAGCAUCUGAGCGUCUUGAGUCAGGAGAAGCCAAGCGCCCCAAGAGUGGCUAAAUCAGCUUCAGACUAUUCUCUCAUGCAGUGAUUGUUAUUGCUGCGUUUAAUUUCUGUUUUUACGUUUACCUAAAGACUAUGCUUUCUUUCGUUUCAAAUAUCAGACUUUGGUUCA
This is a messenger RNA of Brassica rapa (field mustard), 2379 nucleotides long. RefSeq lists its product as uncharacterized. The record is from RefSeq and is a predicted model, not a curated record. Lineage: Eukaryota; Viridiplantae; Streptophyta; Magnoliopsida; Brassicales; Brassicaceae.